CCGUAGGAGUAGUGGGGCGUGGAGAUUCGAACAAGUCAAGGCAAGAGAAGGAGAAGAAUACGGACGAACAAAGACAGCAAACCUACUCAGGAAGGCAGAGCUUGGCAUAUUGCGAAGAAAAUGGACGAAGGAGAGGAUCGACCGAAUUCUCGAGAGGGGGCCAGAUCCCCCCCUCCGGCGCCGGCUGAACGCCAGCAAAGCUACUGGGAAGAUGAAGAUCGAAUCAGGUCUCUGCUACCAAUGUGUUUCGACGACGGAGUUUACCCCAUGAAUCUGGAUCCGAGGGAAAUGACGGUGCAAGGACGAGAAGCGAGUUUCACGCUGAACACAUCGCUCGAUGAAAUCAAGGUUAAAUGGUUAAAGGAACGUACUGUCUCUGUAAUCUUCAAGGAGAAUGCAAGAUUCCUUCCAAAGAAGGUCAAGGAUGACACCAUCAAAGCCUAUGAAGACGGCUGGAUACUAGGUAGCAACAUGUUCCCAAUGGAGACCCGAAGAGGAAGAGUCAAGGUGGAGGGACCAAACGCAUUAUCAUACGUGGCAAAGUCAAGGGAAGUCGCAACAUACAUGAUUGACGAAGGUGGUGCGGAGAUAACAUUGAGGAACGUGACGUACAAAAUCCCGUUCAAACCCUGGAUGACACGUGCAGAGUUCAGAUACCUUCGAAGAGCGGAGGAUGAAAGAACCUUCUGGGUCAUAGCAGUGCAGGUUCCUCUUGACGACAUGCCUUUCAUCUACUCACAAGUAGAGAGAGCGAUCGACACCAUUCUGUAUGCCCACCCACUGGAUGCGGACCCAGAGAGGCCAGCGCUAGUGAACGCAAGGUUCGACCUGGAUCCAGACGCAAGAGGUAACAUGAAGGACAAACUAUGGAUCAACACGUCGACAGGCGACCGACUGGAGGUGAGAUUAGCCAUGGCGACUACGCUCAAGUGUCGAAGAUGCAGGUUCCACGAAGAAGCAGAUUGCAGACGAGGAAAUAGGCACGCAGAAGCGAGAGGGGGAGAUAAUCUUUUCCAGGCAGAUCCAGCAGCUUCGACAACAAAUCAAAACUCACGAGGUGGAAGGACACAAAGCAGGCAACCGUAUCAAGGGACCUCUCGUCCAGACCAUCCAUGAUUCUCCCAACAGGGAAUGGUGGCGCGCAGGGCUUCUCAGCGGCCUUCAACCCCACACUUGCACCAGGAGGAGCAGCCUUCGGGGCAGGGACGAUACCAACAUACAAGGAACCAACAUUUCCCUAUUUUGGAAUGUCGUUCCAAGGUGGUAUAGACCCCUAAGGAAUGGGUUGGGGCAACAUCCCCUGCCCAGGCGGGAUGGGGCAAGUUGGAGGUCGGCUGUCAAGAGGAGUGGGGACUUACUGACACUCGGCCUUCCAGCUGUUCGCACCAGAAAGUAAAUCAAGGUCUGCAGACACC
Molecule: messenger RNA, 1415 nt
Organism: Chara braunii
Lineage: Eukaryota; Viridiplantae; Streptophyta; Charophyceae; Charales; Characeae
Source: the annotation of a GenBank genome assembly